Molecule: messenger RNA, 2981 nt
Organism: Populus euphratica (Euphrates poplar)
Lineage: Eukaryota; Viridiplantae; Streptophyta; Magnoliopsida; Malpighiales; Salicaceae
Product: mediator of RNA polymerase II transcription subunit 25-like
Exons: 15
Coding region: 156-2729 (857 amino acids)
Biological process (GO): positive regulation of transcription by RNA polymerase II
Cellular component (GO): transcription regulator complex; mediator complex
Source: RefSeq, a predicted model, not a curated record
GAAGAAGAAGCAAUGAAUCAAAUUAUUAAUGAAUAAUCCAGGUCUUUAAUUAUUAUUUUCUCGUUUCAAUUCAUUAAUGACUCAACCUUGUCUCCAGUCAGUUAAAAGUAACGGAAACGACCUAACCUCCGAUUCUCUCAUACGGAACCGUCACUAUGGCGGACAAACAGCUGAUCGUGGCCGUUGAAGGCACUGCCGCCAUGGGCCCUUUCUGGUCGAUCAUCGUUUCCGAUUACCUUGAAAAGAUUAUCAGGUGUUAUUGUGGUAAUGAAACGUCAGGCCAGAAGCCCCCUACUUCCAGUGCUGAGCUCGCUCUUGUCACGUUUAAUUCUCAUGGAUCAUAUUCUGCUUGCCUGGUACAACGUAGUGGCUGGACAAGAGAUGUUGACAUCUUCUUACACUGGCUAUCAGCCAUUCCUUUUGCUGGUGGCGGUUUCAAUGAUGCUGCAAUUGCAGAAGGGCUUUCUGAAGCUCUAAUGAUGUUCCCUAUUGCUCCAAAUGGAAACCAAACUCAACCAAAUAUAGAUGGGCAAAGAAAUUGUAUUCUUAUUGCUGCAAGUAACCCUCACCCAUUGCCCACUCCAGUCUAUCGUCCACAAAUACAAAAUUUGGAGCAGACUGAAAACAUCGAUGCACAGAAUGAAAGUCGUCUAUCUGAUGCAGAGACAGUUGCUAAAUCAUUUCCUCAGUGCUCGGUUUCUCUUUCAGUCAUCUGUCCAAAACAGCUUCCAAAACUUAAAUCAAUCUACAAUGCAGGGAAGCGCAACAGCCGGGCAGCAGAUCCACCUGUUGACAACAUAAAAAAUCCUCAUUUUCUUGUGCUGAUCUCAGAGAACUUUAUGGAGGCUCGUGCUGCAUUAAGUCGUCCUGGAGCUACAAGUUUGCCUUCUAAUCAAACACCUGCUAAAGUGGAUAUUGCUUCAGUCACUUCAGUAACUGGGCCACUUCCAGCUUCAAUUCCUUCAGUGAAUGGAUCUAUCACAAAUCGGCCGCCAAUUUCAGUUGGAAAUCUUCCAACUGCAACUGUGAAAGUCGAACCAAGUACUAUAACUUCUAUGGCAAAUGGAUCUGCUUUUCCUCAUAUUCCUUCUGUUCCACGCCCUUCAUCUCAAGUAGUUCCAAGCAUGCAGACUUCAUCACCAUCCACGACUACUCAAGAUAUGGCAACAAACGGUGAAAAUGCACAGGACUUGAAACCUAAUGUCAGUGUGACGACACAGUCUGCACGUUCUGCGCCUCCUGCUGCAGCUAAUGUGAACAUUCUGAACAAUCUUUCUCAAGCAAGGCAAGUGAUGAACUCUGCAGCCCUAAGUGGAGGAACUUCUAUUGGUCUCCCAUCAAUAAAUCAAACUUCUGUGGCUAUGCAUAUGUCAAGUAUGAUUUCAAGUGGAAUGGCGUCUUCUGUGCCUGCUGCUCAAACUGUGUUUUCAUCUGGGCAACCAGGUGUUUCUUCAAUAACAGGGUCAGGGAAUCUUACUGGGACAACACAAAUCACACCAAACUCUGGUCUGGGCUCAUUCACUUCCGCAACUUCUAACAUGCCUGGAAACUCAAACCUUGGGGGGAUUUCACAACCAAUGGGUAAUCUUCACGCGGGUGUUAGCAUCAGCCAAUCAGCAAUGAGUGGUCUGGGUGCAAACCCAAACACAAUAAGCGGUUCAGGAGCACAAAUGGUACAAAGUGGAAUGGGUGCAAACCCCAACACAAUGAGUGGUCUGGGUGCUUCAGGUGUCUCUUCUGGUUCAAACACAAUGAUUCCUACUCCAGGAAUGUCUCCACAAGUACAAUCUGGGAUGCAGCCUCUUGGUGCAAACAAUAACUCAGCAGCUAAUUUGCCAUUGUCACAACAGACAGCAGGGGGGUUGCAACCAACUCAAACGAAAUAUCUCAAAGUUUGGGAGGGAAGCUUGUCCGGGCAACGGCAAGGGCAGCCUGUCUUUAUCACUAGACUAGAAGGUUAUAGAAGUGCUUCGGCCUCGGAGACGCUUGCAGCAAACUGGCCGCCAACAAUGCAAAUAGUUCGGCUUAUAUCUCAGGAUCACAUGAAUAACAAGCAAUAUGUUGGAAAGGCUGAUUUUCUAGUAUUUCGGGCUGUGAAUCAACAUGGAUUUCUUGGACAACUCCAAGAGAAGAAGCUUUGUGCAGUAAUCCAGUUACCAUCUCAGACAUUGCUACUCUCUGUUUCUGACAAAGCCUGCCGCUUGAUAGGGAUGCUUUUUCCUGGGGAUAUGGUUGUGUUUAAGCCACAAAUAUCCAGUCAGCAGCAACAAAUGCAACAGCAGCAUCAACAACAGAUGCAACAACAACAACAUCCACAACUACAGCAGCUUCAACAUCAGCAGCAGCUUCCACAACUACAGCAGCAGCAACAGCUGUCACAGCUACAGCAGCAGCAGCAGCAGCUCUCACAGCUUCAACAGCAGCAGCCACAGCAGCUACCUCAAUUGCAGCUCUCACAGCUUCAACAGCAGCAGCUUCCACAAAUGCAGCAGCAGCAGCAGCAGCAAAAACAAUUGCAGCAGCAGCAGCAGCAACAAUUGCAGCAGCAGCAGCAAUUGCAGCAGCAGCAGCUUCAGCAAAUGCAGCAGCAGCAGCAGCAGCAAAUGGUUGGAACAGGAAUGGGUCAAACUUAUGUUCAAGGUCCAGGUCGUUCACAAUUAGUUUCUCAAGGACAAGUUUCUUCACAAGGGCCAGCAAGCAUGUCUGGAGGAGGCUUUAUGAGUCAAUAAUAAAAACUAGGAUUCUGUGGGAGCAGAAUGCACCUUUGUAAUUGAGAACGAUUCAAACACUCAUAUAGAUGCUCUGCGCAUUAAUAUAUUAUAAUAGUUCCUUGAUAAUGUUCGUGGUCAGACUUGCUUAGCUUCUACUUAACGUAAUGAUGCAAGUUUUCACACUAUAUAAGAAUGUAAUCAUUGCUAUAUAAGAUUUUAACUCGGAGCUCGUAUCUCCUGUUAUGUUUAUUCACCUUCCUUAAUAUUUCA